Dermacentor albipictus is the source of this 1166-nucleotide messenger RNA. NCBI's taxonomy places the organism in Eukaryota, Metazoa, Arthropoda, Arachnida, Ixodida, Ixodidae. The record is from RefSeq and is a predicted model, not a curated record.
GCAUGUAUGGGGAAUAUCUACAAAUCUGCGAGGAUGCAGCCUUUGGCAGUAGCCCUGCUUACGGCGGCGUCAGCGUUGUCGUCGGCGUCCACCGAGGAGCCCCGCGAGUGGUACAGCGGCAACGUGAGCCGCCUGCCCGACUACCGCCUCGUCAGCCUGCAGCCCGUGAACGCCGUGGGCAAGACGCUGCUCUUCGCCUGCUCGGCCGCCAGCCGGGACCCCGUGCGCUUCCGCUGGCGCGUCCAGCAGCCCGCCGGCGUCGACGUGUCACGAAGCACCCGCGCCCGCUCCCUGGAGGUGGAGAACGCCGGCCGAUUCUUCUACGUCCGCGACUCGCUCCUUCGCGUCUCCUCCCCGUCGCCGCACGACGGCACGGUGCACUGCACCGUCCUCGGCAGCGCCGAGAGCGAGUCCGAGAAGCAGGCCGAGUCCAUGAGCGCCAACUACUCGGUCCUGGCCUCGGUGGGCGUCGAGUCGUGCUCGUCGCGGCGCGACUUCUGUCCCCGGGACAGGGCGUCCUGCUCGCUCGACCAGGCGCAGGGGCUGUCGUGCCGCUGCCUCGAGGCGUUCCCGCGACGCGACCGGUUCCACGGCGUGUGCUUCGCGCCCGUCGAGCUGGGGAAGCCGUGCGUGUUCGACCACGAGUGCGAGCCCGAGAACUCCUGGUGUCUGCACCAGGCGUGCGCCUGCAGGCCGCUCACCAGGCCCGUCGCGCGCGGGUGCGAGCCCGUGGCCCGGCUGGGCGAGCCGUGCCAGCCGGGCCAGUGCGCCGCGCCGUACUCCGCGUGCAGGAACGGCCGUUGCGGCUGCCGAGACCGCAGCGACGACGUGGACGGCGUGUGCGCGCCGGCCGACGAGGUGUCCGCCGGCCGCGACACCCCGCACCAGCAGGCGCGGGCCUUUGGCCCGAUGCGCACGGACGGCCCCACGGUGCUGAUGUUGGUCGGGUUCGGCGUCGUUCUGGGCCUGAUCACGCUGUGCUACACGCUCAGGGACUUGCACUUCCGCAACCUGAGGGCGACCACGGCCGUUUCUGCCGACGGCCCGCUCUCUCAGGGGCAUGAGCCAGACGCGCCCGCUUCGUAAAGAAGCGUGGCCGAAACGACGCCGAAUAUCUUUUGUUUUCAUUUUCGUGAAUACUAGUUUUGGUGAAAGAUUGUCUGGUA